AUGUCAAAUACCCCUGACUCGGACAUAUCGUCUUUUGCUGAAUGGGAAGCAAAGCAUCCGGCGCAAAGUUUCUCGGAGAGAGAACAGAGUUUACUCGACAUGCAAGAUCCGGCGAGAGUUUGGGGCGAUAGAGAUAGUAGCAACGAUGCUAGGAGUAGCGAUGGACAAUCUGCGAGCGAAGACGAUGGAUUGAGUGGGCAGAAAGGAGGGGUUGUUGAUGGUGGGUUGAAAGGUAGGAGAUUGGAAAUUCCGAGCUCGACACAGGGUACAGAGAGUCAGUUAUUGAGCCAAUAUAUGGAGUACGACGCUCCCGCAUCUAGCCAGCCACGACCUGAGAGUUCAAGGUCCGGCGACGGAGAAGACCAAGAUGAGGAGGACGCUAAUGAUGCGCUAUUGAUCAACGAUUCCAUUCUCUCGACCAUCACGAACUCCCCAAGAACCGCCCAUGAUCUCCUUCAACUCAAGACCAGUGUCCAAGAUUUUGCUGCCGAACACCCGUUUUGGACCCAAGCAACACUCGACGAAGAGGCGGCCCUGGAGUUUGAGAAUGACGUGUUCGAGUUUGCCCAAGCUGCGGGUCUAGGUAUUAAUCUUGCGAAAGUCGAGGUGAUGCGUGCAAUGGGGACAUGGAAAGCUUCAAAGGGGAUCCCGAUUGCUCAGGCUGGUCCCAUCGAGCAAAUCUUUGAGAAGGUGCUGGAGACUAUUGAGGUGGUUACGGAGGCUAUUGGCAGUGGGCAGAAGAAGAGAAAAAGAGAGGAGAAGGCUACCGUGGCGCCCACACCAGUUCUCGUGAAUAGCAUUGAAGCCGAUAAGGAGAUUCAAAUCAAGGAGCCGAAGGCGAAGAGACAGAGACGUAGGGAGAAGAAGCGCAAAAAUGUGGAGGAAACCGCUCUUGCAGUGGAUACCCAGCCUCCUGGAUCUGUUCUGUCGGACACUGUUGAUCAGACCAAAGCCGAGCAAGCAGCUCCUACGAGCCAGAGACGCGGAGGAAAGAAGAAUAGGCAGCCCGAGGAAGUGGGUUUAGCAGCCGUUGAAGUGACCAGUCCGUCUCCUGGCACUGUUACUUCGGCCAAGAAUGUCAAGCAGGACGAGGAGCCACAUGAUCCGAAGAAUCAAAUCCUCCUGGAAGCAGAGAGGAAGAAACUUGAUCAGAAAGUCCCAGCUGUAACAGCGGCAGUAUCGAAGUCCGAGUUGAAAUCUGCGAAGCGUAUCAAAAACGAAAAAAAGAAAGAGAAGAAAAGGAGAGCGAAGCAAGGUCCGACGACCUCUUCUUACUUCACCAAGGUUGAAAUUUCACCAUUGCCACAGGUAGAGAAUGAUCUUCCAACAGAGGGCAAGGAAAAAAUGUCACCUCAGCCCCAAACUGAGAACGCAUCUGCGGAAGAACUCAGUGAAGACAAGGAGGCUGUUGCUGCCGAGAAGAGCAUCGAGAAUGAGGGCCUCGGGCAUUCAACUGUGGCGGACAAGGAAGAGAAAAGGAAGCGCAAGAAGAAGAGGAAUAAGAAUCGUCUUCCCGAUAUCGAGUCUGCUGAUUCCUUGAAAAUCGCUGAGGAACGAGCUGCACGAAAGCUAGGGCGCUCGGAAAAAUCCAAGGAUGUGAACUCGCAGAUUACCAAGCCUGCUGAUGCCAACAUUCAAGGAGUGACUGAACAGUCUGGAAAGAAGAAGCGAGUCCGCAGUAGGAUUAUGAGGGCUGAUCAAGAAGUGAGCAAAGAGGUACUCCAGCCACACACCGAGACACAUCUUGCACCGGCAGAGAAAAUCCAAGAUGUCGAUGUCGUCGAGCGAGUGGCCAUUGAAGCGACUCUUCCAACGGAGAAGACUCCAAAACGAAAGAAGACAUCCGAAACAGAGGUCGAAGUCGAACUUGAACCGGCGACGGCAGAAGCCACAGCUUCCCAGGAAUCCGAGCCCCCGAAGAAGAAAUCUCGAGAUCGUAAGCGAAAAUCCAUCAACAAGCUACUGGAUGCGCAGAUGACUGGUCUCGAAGAGCCUACCACACAGCCUUUGCUUGAGCUCCCUAACGCAAAUUCCGAGAAGAAGCAGAAGCGGGACAAGACAAGAAAGCGAUCUAGCGUUGGCUCGGAAGUCGAUGCCCAAGCUUCGAAGGAGGCGUCAAACUCCAGUCACUCGUAA
Molecule: messenger RNA, 2136 nt
Organism: Cadophora gregata
Lineage: Eukaryota; Fungi; Ascomycota; Leotiomycetes; Helotiales; Ploettnerulaceae
Exons: 2
Coding region: 1-2136 (711 amino acids)
Source: RefSeq, a predicted model, not a curated record